AUGCCCCGAGUCGCAAAGCAGACCAAAGCUAGACACGACCCUCUCCACGUCGAGCUCGAGGCCGACGAGUCCAUCCGCAAGUUUGGCCGCGCUGCAAAGGCCCCAAAGAGAAAGCCCAAGCAGGAUGAGGUCGAGACUGAGCCUAAAGCGGAAGAUGCGCGCAUGUCGAAAAAGAUCUUGGAUCUGGCCAGGGAUCAGCAGGAAGAGAUUGCCAGAGAGCUCGGAGAGGACGAUGAAUGGGAGGACGACGAGGAGCCCGAGGUCGACCCCUCAAAGCGACCCCGUGAAAUGGCGCAAGUAGCUUCCGACGACGAAGACGAAGAGUUUUCCGACGGCGAUGUUUCUGGCGGUGAAGAAUACGCCGAGCUGCAGAUCGACCCUGCCGACCAUGCUACGCUGGAUGCUUUGAACAGGGGAGAAGGUGCCGAUGCCGAGGAGCCUGGAGAGCCAAAGACAUUGGCGGAUCUGAUCUUCAGCCAGAUGGAAGGCGGCGCUGUGAGCAAGGGCGUCGAGGAAGAGCACGAAGGGCCUCCCGAUCCCAGAAAGGGUCUGAAUCCCAAAGUCAUCGAGGUGUACACCAAGGUCGGCUUCCUUCUUUCCCGCUACAAGUCUGGUCCCCUCCCCAAAGCCCUCAAGAUUCUCCCCUCCCUUCCCCACUGGGCCCAGCUCCUUGCGCUCACCAACCCUACCGAAUGGACUCCUCACGGCACCUUUGCCUGCACCAAGAUCUUUGUGUCAAACUUGAAGCCUACAGAAGUCAGGGUAUUUUUGGAGGGUGUGUUGCUGGACAAGUGCAGGGAUGACAUGAGAGAAAACAAUGGGAAAUUGAACGUGCACCUGUACGAGGCGUUGAAGAAGGGUCUGUACAAGCCUGCGGCGUGGUUCAAGGGCGUCCUGUUCCCUCUCUGCGAGACCAGCUGUACGUUGAAGGAAGCUGCCAUCUUUGCGUCGGUCCUUUCCAAAGUCUCUGUCCCCGUCCUCCACUCUGCCGCCGCCCUUCUCCGACUCGCCUCGAUGGACUAUGCCGGCCCCAACUCGCUCUUUAUCCGUAUCCUGCUCGACAAGAAGUACGCCCUGCCCUACAAGGUUGUAGACGCCCUCGUCUUUCACUUUAUCCGCUUGGCCAACAGCCCGAGGAGCAAAGACGGCGAAGACAAGUUGCCGGUGCUGUGGCACCAGAGUUUGCUCGUGUUUGUCCAGAGGUACGCGUCGGAUUUGACACCCGACCAGAAGGACGCGCUUCUCGAUGUCAUCCGAUCCAGACCUCACCCCACCAUCAGCCACGAGAUCCGGCGGGAGAUUGUCAACUCUGUGGAAAGAGGCGCGCCCAGACCGGAGGAAGGAGGGGACGUGGAGAUGCAGUAG
Messenger RNA from Cryptococcus wingfieldii CBS 7118, 1365 nucleotides. Its product is annotated as essential nuclear protein 1. The record is from RefSeq and is a predicted model, not a curated record. Lineage: Eukaryota; Fungi; Basidiomycota; Tremellomycetes; Tremellales; Cryptococcaceae. Bases 1 to 1365 code for a protein of 454 amino acids. Gene Ontology annotation, biological process: rRNA processing. The transcript has 6 exons. Gene Ontology annotation, cellular component: nucleolus; preribosome, small subunit precursor; cytoplasm. Gene Ontology annotation, molecular function: snoRNA binding.